Pedinophyceae sp. YPF-701 is the source of this 768-nucleotide messenger RNA. Lineage: Eukaryota; Viridiplantae; Chlorophyta; Pedinophyceae. The record is from the annotation of a GenBank genome assembly.
AUGGAUCUUCACCACCAGCUGCGGCGCAACCCGAAAUGGGCGCGCGACGGCUGCAAUAUUUGCGGAGAGAGGGGGCACCAGGCAGCCUCCUGUCCAAACGGCAACAUCAACUGGAGCGAGAGGUGGGGCACGCUGCGGAGCAAGGUGUUCCGGCUGGACCCACCGCUGUACUUUUCGGAGGAGGUGAAACGGCGGGCGAAGUACAUCGACGUGGAGCAGGUGGCGAAGAAGGCGCGGGUGUUCGUCGAGGAGCGCUUGCAGGACUCCAACUGGGACGGCCCGACCGAAGAGGAGGUGGCGAAGACCGCGGCAAAGUCCCUCGCCAUGUCGGAAGCAGACAUCGCGAAGCAGGCCGAGGAGCUAGGCGCGAAGGAGGAGGAGCGUAUCCAGAUCCUGGACGAGCUGAUCGAGCAGGAACGCGAGCGGAAGCGCGCACAUCGGGCGGAGAGAGCUGUGGAGGACGCUGCAGCUCCGACCACCCCUGCCGCGGCUGCCCCGACGCCGACCCCCGCCGCGGCGGCGCCCGCCGCGUACGGCGCGCCGGGACAGCAGGCUAUGCCCGCGCAAGGCGCUGCGCCGCAGCCAGUGCAGCAACAGCCACAGCCCAUGCAGCAGCAGCAGCUGCCGCCAGCGCCCACGCCUGCUGCUGCGCCGCCCGCGGAGCAGCCGCUGCCGGAGGGCUGGGCGGAGGCCAAGGCGCCGAACGGGAAGACGUACUACUACGAGAAGGCCACGCGGAAGACGCAGUGGACGCGGCCCACUGCAUAG